Molecule: messenger RNA, 9034 nt
Organism: Antechinus flavipes (yellow-footed antechinus)
Lineage: Eukaryota; Metazoa; Chordata; Mammalia; Dasyuromorphia; Dasyuridae
Gene: NLRC3
Product: NLR family CARD domain containing 3
Exons: 18
Coding region: 503-3541 (1012 amino acids)
Biological process (GO): negative regulation of canonical NF-kappaB signal transduction
Cellular component (GO): cytosol
Molecular function (GO): protein binding
Source: RefSeq, a predicted model, not a curated record
GAUGAGAAUGGCAUACAGGGACUUGACAGUGACUAGAGCAGAAGAUCCACCAAUAUCUUUUUUCUUCAGCUCAAACUAUUGCAUGAUUGUAAUGGGGGAAGAUCUUUUGUGUCUUUGAGACAGAGGGCUCAUGAUCACUGAACAAUGAAGAUGCUUGGAAGUCACCACUGAAGUAGGAUAGGAUCUCUCCAGAGUCAAAGGCAUUUCUGUCCAUCUAUCUGCCUUCUAGUUCCUUGCAAAGGAACUUAAAGCAUCUAAACUGUGACAUCUCUCCUUCCUUCGUUCUUAAGUUUGGGCCCCAGGAGGGGCUAAAGAAUGGAGACCUUGAGUGGGAUAUCUUCGUGAGAAAGCUCAGAUCUCAAAGAACCAUGGACAGAGAUUUGCUAAUACCCAACUCCUGGGACCCUGACGCUAUUGGGGAGGGUCCCUGCUGGAAAGAGCGUCAUUACUUCCGCUGCAGGACUAGAGCUAUCUUUUCUGCAAAAUACCUGGAUUUUCUUUGAUGGAAGAUUCUGGGAUGCAGAAGCAUUUGGAAGUUCUCCUGAGCAAAUAUGGAGUCAGUGUGGACUUAGGCCUCCUGUCAGAGAAAACUGCCCCAGAAAGAUUGACCAACUUACUGUUAAUUGAAGGCUUGACAGAUCUCCAACUAAAAGAGCAUGACUUCACCCAGAUUGAGACCACUCGGGGCCAGAGGCACGUGUCCAAAACAAUCCCCCUGGAGCGACUCUUCUUACCUCUCUCCCGAGUUUCCAUUCCUCCCCGGAUCUCUGUGACUGUUGGGGUGGCUGGCAUUGGCAAGACCACACUGGUGACCCAGUACGUCUCCAUGUGGGCCAGAGGGGAGAUCAGUAAGGACAUCUCUGUAGUGUUGCCUUUGAAUUUCCGGGAACUCAACAUUUACGAGAAGCUGUCUGCAGAGAGACUCAUUCGCUCAGCCUUUCCCCACAUCAGUGAAACAGGGCUGACAUUCUUAGGUUCCGGGCAGGUCUUGAUGAUUCUAGAUGGGCUGGAUGAAUUUAAAGUACCUCUGGAUUUUUCCAACACGCUGGCUUGCACAGACCCUAAGAAAGAAAUCCCCGUGGACAAUCUUAUCACUAACAUCAUCCGCGGGAACCUCUUCCCAGAAGUUUCAGUCUGGGUGACGUCCCGCCCGACGGCUGCCAGUCAGAUUCCAGGAGGGUUGGUGGACCGGAUGACUGAGAUCCGGGGAUUCAAUGAGGGGGAGAUCCAGAGCUAUUUGAGCCAGAUGUUUCCUGAUAGCCACGGCCUCCCGGACCAAAUCCUAAGUCAGGUCCAGGCCAACAAAGCCCUGUACCUGAUGUGCACGGUCCCUUCCUUCUGCCAGCUCUGCGGGACAGUGCUGGGUUACCUGGUCAGGAACGGCCUGGGAUGCCAGACCUCCGAGCUGGCGCCUCCGAGGACCCUCUCUGAGAUCUACGCGUGGUACUUCAAGAUGGCCCUGUGUGGGGAGGCGCAGGACAGGCUGAGGGAAAGCCCAAGGAUUGAGCAGGCUGUCCACAGCGGGAGGAAGAUGAUGGGGACCUUGGGCCGAAUGGCCUUCCACGGCCUCCUCAGGAAGAAGUAUGUCUUUUAUGAGCAGGAUAUGAAAGCGUUUGGCGUUGACCUCCCCCUUUUGCAGAGCAGCCUGUGUGGCUGCUUCCUCCUGCGGGAAGACACCGCGGGGUCCUCCGCCUACCGCUUCGUGCACCUCACCUUGCAAGAAUUUGCAGCUGCUGCUUAUUACUACAGUGCAGCCAAGAGGGCCAUCUUUGACCUCUUCACGGAGAACGGCAUGUCCUGGCCCAAGCUUGGCUUCCUCACCCACUUCAAGAGCGCCGUGCAGCGGGCCCUCCAGGAGGACCACGGGCAACUGGAUGUGUUCUUACGCUUCCUCUCAGGCCUCCUCUCCCCUCGCGUCAACUCGCUGCUGGCGGGCUGGUUCCUGGGGCGGGACGAGCACUGCAGCUACCGCGCCCAGGCCGUGGCCCACCUGCAGGGCCAGCUCAGGGCCGACGCCCCCGUCUCCUCGGGCACGGUGAAUGCCCUGCGGUGCCUGCAUGAGCUGCAGCACACGGAGCUGGCCGGGGCCGUGGAGGAGGCCCUCAAGAGUGAGAGCCUGGCUGGGCAGCUGGACCCCAUGCGCCGCUCCGCCCUGGCCUACCUCCUGCAGGUCUCUGAGGUCUGCGCCCAGGAGACCAGCCUCACCAGGUGCCUCAACUACGCCAUCCUCAAGAGCCUGCUGCCCCAGCUCCUCUACUGCAGGAGCCUCAGGCUGGAUAACAACCAAUUUCAAGACAAUGUGAUGGAGUUGCUGGGCAGUGUACUGAGCAGCAAGGAUUGCCAUAUUCAGAAAAUCAGCUUGGCUGAGAAUCAGAUCCACAACAAAGGGACCAAAGCUCUAGCCAGAUCCCUCCUGGUCAACAGAAGUCUCACUGUCUUGGAUCUUCGAAAUAAUUCCAUCGGACCACAAGGAACUAAGGCCCUGGCAGAUUCUUUGAAGAUUAACAGGGUCUUGAUAUCUCUGAGUCUCCAAAAUAAUGUCAUCAAAGAUGAGGGGGCCAAGUUCAUUGCAGAUGCCCUGAUGGUGAACCACAUGCUCUCUGUGCUGCACUUACAAAAGAACUCCAUCGGGCCUCUUGGAGCCAAGCCAAUUGCGGAUGCGCUGAAGAAAAAUGGGAGCCUGAAAGAACUCAUGUUGUCUAGUAACAGUGUGGGAAAUGAUGGCUCCAAAGCCCUGGCAGAGGCACUGAAGGUGAACCAAGGCCUCAUCACCCUGGACCUUCAGAGCAAUUCGAUCAGUGACGCUGGGGUGGCUGCCUUGACAUGUGCUCUCUGUACAAAUCGCACUCUCCUCAGCCUUAACCUCCGAGAAAACUCUAUCAGUCCAGAUGGAGCUCAGGAGAUCGCCAGUGCUCUGCGCAGCAAUCAGGCCCUCCAGAACUUGGACCUGACAGCCAAUCUUCUCCAUGAUCAGGGUGCACAGGCCAUUGCAGCAGCGGUGAAAGAGAAUCGAGUGCUCAGAACACUCCACUUACAAUGGAAUUUCAUCCAGGUCAAUGCUGCCAAGGCCCUGGGUCAAGCACUACAAUUCAACCGAAGCCUGACCAGUUUAGAUUUGCAGGAAAAUGCAAUUGGAGAUGAAGGAAUGAUGGCCCUCGCCAGGGCACUGAAGAUGAACACAAGUCUCACGGCUCUCUAUCUUCAGGUGGCCUCUAUUGGAGUACUUGGGGCCCAAGCACUAGGUGAUGCAUUGGCUGUGAAUAGGACCUUGGAAAUUUUGGACUUAAGAGGAAACUCCAUUGGGGCAGCUGGAGCGAAGGCCAUAGCUAAUGCCUUGAAGAUAAACUCCAGUCUUCGGAUGCUCAAUCUUCAAGAGAACUCCUUAGGAAUGGAUGGAGCCAUCUGCAUCGCCACUGCACUGACCAGCAACCAUGGGUUCAAGCAUAUCAAUCUCCAGGGAAACCACAUCGGAGAAUCAGGUGCCAGGAUGAUCUCAGAAGCCAUCAAGACAAAUGCCCCAGAUUGUAUUGUUGAGAUGUGACCCAUAAUUUCUGAUGGAACUUUCUGAUGGACUGAGCAGAACAGGGAAGAAAUUAAGCAGGAAAUCUGGUUAAGACUCUUUAAACAAGUGGUAGCCUGAAGGUCAGUGCUUAUUGAUCCUAUGGAAGCACUUUCAAAGAGAGGUUAUCAUCUACCUCUAGAAGUGAGCAUAAGCACAGGAAUAGCAAUGACUAAUAAAACUGCAUAAACAGGGUGAAUUCUUCCAUGGAUAGGCUCUGGGAUUGUGAUUUAAGGGUUCAGCUACUUUAAUAAUAGAGGAAGCUGGUUUGCCAUGAAUAAACAUAACACUGUUAAAAAAAUCAAUCUGACAUGUAGCAGAGGAAACAUUCUUCGAUUCUUCCAAACACCACAAGUCUCUCAAUUCCUCAAGAAACAUGGAAAAACCAUUUUGACAUGGUUGUAAGAUUUUGGAGACAAAAAAUAUUAGUAUUUUCCCCAAUUUUCCACCACACCAACCAGUACUAAGCAAAUUCUUCAAAGAUAAAUGCAGGUGACCUAGUGGAUUGCAAACGCAGUAUAUGUCAGCAAUGUGAUAUGGCAAUAGGAAAAAAAAAUUUGUUCUGCCUUAUUAGCAGAACAAAGACGGUACUAAUCCUGACACACUCAGGAUCAGAUGAUAACUGAAAUACACCAAGUUCUUGGUGCCAUAUUUUAUAAAAUUUUAUCAUUUUUUAAUGGGAAACUUAAAACAUAUCCAGAGCAGUGUAAGCAGGAUUUUUUAAAAACCUCCCAGCUCUUUUUGGGGGUUCAGAAGAUCUAAGAUUUCAUGUGUGUGUAAACUACUUCUACAAACUAACUCAUUUGUAAUUUAAGAGUCUUAGACCCUUUAUGGAAGUCUUUCAGAUGAACUUUUUUCAUCAGCCAAAAGAGUUGUCACUUUAGACAAUGUUCUUGCCCCACUGGUUUGGAGAAAUGCCUCAGUUUUUGCUUUGUUUCCAGAGCUCCACAAGUAACCACUGAUUGCUUUGUAACUAAACCCCUCAUUUUUGUUAAAAUGCCAUAUCAAGAACAGGUGAAAGAAAUGGGGAUGUUUUGCUUGAAUAAGACUUGGAUGAUAAAGGGAUAAAAUUGCUGUUUUCAAAUAUGUGAUGAGGUAUCCCGGAGUGGAUGAAUUCAAUUUGUUUUGGCUUUGGCUAGCACCGAUGAAUGAAAGCACAUAGGAAAAACUUUAGAACAAAGAUACUUCCUCACAAAUGAAGCUGCCUAAAAUUGAAAUGGAAUAUCUUAGGAGGCAGUGCACUAUUUCUAACUGGAGAGUUUUAAGGAUAAGACCAAUGUUCCAGAUAGGGAUUGGACUAAAUAAUUCCUAAAUGAGGGUUUUUUCUAUUUUAGAAUUCUGUAAUUUUGAUUUAACACACUAUGGAAUAUAAGAUGUGUUGUGUCCUACUUUCUAGAGCCCCCAGGUUGGGUGACAAAAUGUACCAUUGCUUUCUAGAGCCCCCACAGCGGGGUGAUUAAAAUAUCCUGCUUUCUAGAGUCCCCAAGUUGAGGUGACAAAACAUACCAGUUUUCUCUAGAGCCCCCACAGCGGGGUGAUUGAAAUAUCCUGCUUUCUAGAGCCCCCAAGUUGAGGUGACAAAACAUACCAGUUUUCUCUUGCGCCCCCACAUCGGGGUGAUUAAAAUAUCCUGCUUUCUAGAGCCCCCAAGUUGAGGUGACAAAAUGUACUAUGCUUUCUAAAGCCCCCACACUGGGGUGAUUGAAAUAAUCUGCUUUCUAGAGCCCCUAAGUUGGGGUGACAAAAUGUACUGUGCUUUCUAGAGUCCCCAUACCAGGGUGAUUAAAAUAUCCUGUUUUCUAGAGCUCCCAAACUGGGGUGACAAAAUGUACUGUGCUUUCUAGAGCCCCCACACCAGGGUGAUUAUACCUUCCUAAUGGAGAAGUGAUGAGGCGGAACUCCUGAGGAUAGUGGAAAAAUAGAGACCAUUUAGUUCAAGGACUUCCCCUUUUUAUACCCUCAUACCCUUAUGAAACAAAAACACUGAGCAUGUGCCCAGUAUAUACUGCACAUGUAGGACCACAUAACUUGCUAUUAUAUGUAGAUUGUCACCUGGAAUCACUCUGCUUCAAUCUCAACACAGGUUGUCACUGUCUUCUGAUUUCUCAGGAAGGCCAAGAGCCCUUGGGGAAGAUGGGGAGCCAAACCAGACAUUGUCAGCAGGUUCCCUCUGGGCUGAAGGGCCUUAUACCUCACCCAAAGGGUCGGUCUGUGACCCUCUACAAUGAUGUUAAAAUGUAACAAUAAUGAAAAUUUGUUGGGCCUCAAUAGAUCACACCAGAUCACUAGAAACCUCUAUAUCAAAGGCAGAGGAUCUGUCAAAAAGCAUUAAUUCCCACAAAUAGUUGUGCUGCUGGGAAAAAAAUCAAAUAAGAUACUUCAGAUCUACUCAAUCAAAUCAAUGAGAAUGACUGUGUAUGAAGACUAUAAAAUGAUACUCAUUUUUAGUUUGAACAGGAAAUCAUUAGGGCUGUAAUAUAGGGCAAGUACAAAAAACAUGUCAACCUGCUCACAUUUUCCUGUCACCUUCUAAAAAGGACACUGGUAUUACAAUCAGCAAGUCUCCUUUUACAAGAUUUUGGCAGAAAAUGUUACUUGGGUCUUCAAAGUAGUUAUACUUUAGUCAUAUAUAAAUGACAAUCCUGGCUUGAGAGCCAUUAAUACUCAGCCAUCUCUUUUUGUCACAGCAUUCUUUUUUUUUUUAAUUAUUUUAUUGAUAUUUUGUUUUACUAUAACAAUUCCAAAAAAGUUCUUACCUAACCCUUAAAAAAUGGUUAAGCAAAACUGCCUAAUGUAGCUUAGAGAGCACAUGACUUUGUUUCUAUAAUUUACCAUUCCUAAAUAAAAAUAAAAUGUGCUCCAACAUCAGGCAUCUGGAAACACUAUUUUGUUUCAUAUAAAUCCUUCAUAAUCUUUCCUUACAUUGUAAAAAUAUUUCAUUACAAUCAUAGGCCACAAUUUUAUUCCCCACCAACUGAUAAGACAUAAUUUAUUUCUAGAUUUUUCUUACUAUAAAGAAUGUUACGAAUAUUUAUUUUAGUACCAAUGAGUAUCUCAUUGGCCACUUUCAAUUCUAAGAAAAACUGAAUAUAAAUCUAGUAACAGGAUUAUUUUUUAGGUCAAAUUUUAAUAAAAUUUUUUCUUGUAUAAUUGUAAAUAUUUUCCCAUAAAGGUUGAAUAAUUUAGUUUCGCUCAUUGUUAUCAGUGUGUCUUUCUUACUACAGCUCGAAUUUUUAUUUUCAAUUGCUGCCAUUUUUGGCAAUUUGAUGGUUGGAAGGAGAUACUUCAGUUGAUACUACACUCAAGAUUAAUUUUAUUCUCUUAAUUCCUUUCUUUUAAAGCUUCUCAGGACUAUGAGUUAUCCUUUAGAAAAUGUUCUAAGGAACUGCUCUUAAAUACAGAAGCUAAUAUUUGAUCAUCAGCUGGCUCCAGAGAAAUAAACCAAAUUGUCUUUAUUAAAAUAAAAAUUGCAUAAAAAAUGUGAUUUUUAAAAAACCCUAGUGCUUACGUGAUAAUUUAAAAAUAAAAUCCUUUCAUUUUCUCAACAAUUGGUGUAAACACAAAAAAUUCUUCUGUAUGAUACUUGCAAAUAUGAAUGUUUAGGUAGAAUGAUUUUAUAAAAAAAAUUAUAUAUUGUAAAGCAAUGCACACAAACAGCCUAAGAAGAAAAAAAGUUAGUAUGGGUAUAUUUUAGGUCCCAGAACACCGGGUCCUUAAAAGUACCAGCACAUUCCCUGCUUUCUCCUAAAAGUUAAGUAAUUCAUUCACAUCCCAAGGUUCUCAUCAGUGUAACAGGCCAUUCUUUGUCUACCAAGAUGUCAGGGUUGACUUACCAUCACUUAAGACAUUUGGUUUUGAGUUUUUUCUAGAGUAGAGGAGUUAGGAUAGUUUGCUCUUGUGGCAAACAUCACAUAUUUGUUGAUUGACUUGAGUAAAUUCAACUCAACAGGAAUCUAUUUAGUGCCAAUUACGUACAAGACAUUGUAGUAGGCAAAAAUAAGAAUAGUUCUUGCCCUCAAGAAACUUCUUAUAAUCCUACAGCUAUGAACAAAGCAAAACUAAUUGGCCCAACAAGAAUCACAUUCACAAUAUUGGUCUCAGCUUCCCAUCCUCAACUAUUCCUACUGAGUACAUCUUUUUCAAACUGUAGAGAUGGUAUUUAGGAAAAAGUUGUGCAGAGAGCCCUGGAUUGAUGGUCAAACCACCUUGCUUCUCAAAUCUCAGCCCUACCAUUUAUUAAGUCAAUGUGUGACCUUGGGCAAAAUCUCUUUCCAAUGUGUGAUGAGGGGAUUAGACAGUUGCGUUGUUUUUUUUUUUUAUUCAAUGAGUCUAAGAUUAACAUACAGGCUCCAAAAAUUUUUAGAAUUCCUAUAUUAGUCACAAAUAAACAUGGAAAUCUUGUAUAACAAUGUAUUUACUAAUGGUAAACUAUUAUCAUACCUAAUCUAUAAAUGAAUUAAAGCUCAGCAAAGUCAAACAAUUUGUUCACUAUUAAAUGACUAAUAAGUGGUAAAGGUAGCUGGGUGCACUUCUAGGAGUGGGCACAGAACUGGGGCUAAGUAGUUUCAAUGGCCAAAAAGAAAAAUCACAGAAUUGGCUGCUUAACUAUACUUCUUUAAUGUCAAGCCUUUUUCCUGCCAGAAAGAUGCAAUCUCCUAGCAUGGGAGAGAGAGUGCUGAGACAUAAGAGUCAAGAGACCCAGCCUUUAGGUCCUAAUUUCUAUCUCACUAGUCUGGGCCAUGAGGACCUCAGUUCUCUCCAUCUGUGAAAUGAAGUUGGAUAAGAUGAUCCCUAAGGUCUCUUCCACCUCAAAUCCUUUUAAAAAAGAUUUAUUUUAUCAAGUGCUUAACACUGAACAUCAUAAUAUGACCAACUAAAUUUGCUUACUAGCAACUUAUAUUUUAAAUCAAUUAAGAACCAUAAUUUUUCAAUCAUUCCCAUUAAGUCUUCAGUAGACUUUAUACUACCUUGAACUUGAAGCUUGAACACCUUCAAUAAUGAUCAGCUAAUUUAGUUAAAAUAAUGGAUAUUACUUUCCCAAACAUCUCACCACAGAUUUACCUAUGUUGUGUUUAAUUUGCAUAGGGGCCAGGAGGAGUAAGCUAGAAAUCAUUGUCACUCUCAUCUAGCAGCUCAGGUUUCUGGGCCCUAUGAUUUGGCUUAGUUGGGGAGAGAGCUAUGCUUUCAUCUUCCAGAUCAUCAUCAUCAUCUUUAUCUUCCAUAUCAUAUUCUUUGUUGGUCCAUUCAUUCUUAUUCACUCUUCUUCUAUGCUUGUGAUUACUAUGUACUUCAUUUUUCUGAUGGUGGGACAGUUUUUUUAAAACUUUGUAUCAAUUUCAAAGGUUUGUCUGAUUUUAUUUUCAUUAGUCUGAAUUGUUUUGUAGUGUUCCAAUCCAUAUCUUAACUAUUCCACCUGUGGUCAUACAUUUAGAUUGUUUCUCUUUUUUGAGAUUAAAUAUAAUGCUACAAAAAUCA